Molecule: messenger RNA, 2811 nt
Organism: Ornithodoros turicata
Lineage: Eukaryota; Metazoa; Arthropoda; Arachnida; Ixodida; Argasidae
Exons: 5
Coding region: 468-2672 (734 amino acids)
Source: RefSeq, a predicted model, not a curated record
AAUGAUGUCCUCGCUAGGAAAGGUCAUCUUGGGUGGCCUGCAGGCGCAAAAACAACUGAUAAGACAAGAAGAGCCCUUCAAGGCAUGACGUCAAGUACCCACUCGAACCAUAUCUCUCCCGUAGUGACCGUGAGGUGACUGUGUGUGAGCCAUGGGUCCGGCGUGGGAACAUCGACGACGAUCGUAACUGAAGUGUUCGGCGGAGCCAGGGCACGAUGAGCGCAGGGUACAAAGACUGACACGUGAUCUACCUGGUGCUUGAAAGAAGUACUGAAGAAAAAGCAAGUACUCGUUCAACCACCCGUCAACACGUGCCAACACAGCGAGGGCUCCCAGGGAGGUCACAUUCUUGCACACGGUUGUAACGCGCAAUAAGAUACCCUGCAUGUGUUGUGCUGCUCAAGUUGUUCAAGGUGUUGUGACUCUUUGCUUUAUUGUACGGAGUUUGUCGUUUCUUCUCAAGAAGAAUGGCUUCAUCGUCUGAACUUGAUCUGAAGAUGGAAAGUUCACAACAAUGGAAGGAGAUCAGGAAGGAAAUGCAUCGAGCCAUAGCGGACAGAGAUGAGACCCGUGUUCUGAAGUGCCUGGAUGCUGUGCCUGCCCUGAAAGUGUGGUUAGACCCCGAUGAAGAUGUCUCUGCUCGCUACAAAGCUAUUGAAGAGAAAGCUUUCCGCAUUCAUGGUCUGCUAGUCUCGCGUGAAUGUCUACUCAAGGACACAGGAGAAUCAUCGUGUUACGAACGUCUCACACCUCUUGGACGAGCUGAAAUUCGACGGCAGCGGUAUUACACCACAGAAUGCGGGGACUCUUACAUCGACUAUCUGAAAAGCAAAUCACGGAGCGUCACCAUAUGUGAUGACUUCAAUGAGCGAUUGGAGAAGAUGUUCAAGCACCUCUCCAGUGACGAAUUAAACAGGAAUAUUCUGAAAGUGGCUGCAACAGCACUGCACCUAGACGUACUAUUCGACUUCGAGAGUGAAAGCGUUCAGCGGACUACGGGAUGCUCGGGUACACACAACCGCGGUCUCACUUUCUACAAAGAACAAAGAGUUUUCGUCGGGGCCAGCACUGAAGAAGCAGAAACCCGCGGGACGCUCAUUCACGAGUUAUGUCACGUGGCGCUUUGCCUAGUGUAUAAUAAUGAUUGCAAGCCUUAUUUCCGAGGGGAUACGGAGAGAGAACAGCAAUAUGGAGCCAUUCUGACUGACAUAAAACGAAGGAAAGAAGAGCUGAAUCUUCUUAUCCAACAAGCAUUCUUCGGAAACGAAGAAGAAGAGCUAAUUGUACGGAUCCCUCACAUACUGGCUCAAUAUGGUUGCGACGAAAGUGAUAGCGUUAUUCAAAGUCAAGUACCGGAACUACGAAAUUUUUUCGAGGAACAUGUCAUCCCGGACAUGCGGGAAUACAUUCAGAAUGGAAUCCCAACCAUAGAUGCAACUAAGAUAGAAAUAGAAAACGCGAGACUCAACAAAGCUUUAAAAACUGGCAAACUCGAAGUCCAAUUCGAGAAACCACUAAAGAAGAGUGUCUGGAAAGAGGGGUCACUUCACGUAAUUACGGGUCCAGAACUGAGGCUUCUCGAAAUAAUGGUUCACAACGCUGUGAAAUCUACGGGAAGGCCAUACUUGUUUUUUGAAGCGAACCAAUAUGACUCCACUCUGCGGGAUGUGUUACUAGACUACAAAUGUGCAUUCGUGCUAGUAUCCGUCCAUCCAAACGAAGACGUCCGAAAGAUCAUUGAACUUCUCAGUGAAGUAUCCUGUGUCACUGGAUCAAAAGUCAUCUUGCUCGUGGAAGACAGUGAGAAAGAAAACUUGAUGAAAAAAGUGCAACAAGAUGCAUUCUUUGCGAAGAGACACAAAGUUCACAUGAUCAUCGAAGCAAGCUUUGAGCAUGUCACGGAUAGCUGCAAAAAAGAAGUUUUCAAAAAUUCUGUCGUAAAACUUCAAGGUCAAUAUGUUUCACGGCUUCCAGAGGCAAUGAAUAUCGACACCUUCUUACACUGCGUAGACACCGCUGUUUUCCUAAAGCUAUGCGAGUCAGAGAGCAUUGAGCUGGGACCUCCUCUUCAUGAACUAGAAGAACGUGUUCAGAACUACUACGUGAAAAGAGAGUGUAGAAGAGCCCUAGAAAUUAACUUGAAAGAAUGCAAUCUAAAAGACGACGGUGAGGCAUUCGCAUUUCUGGGCUGUCCACACAAUCAGGUCGCAACACUUCUACCUCGCGGUUGUGAGGCAAAGGCCAAGAAGGAUUUAAAGAAUUUCGAGAAAUUCGUACUCGUCCAAGAGCCAUGUGACUACGAAGCUCUCCUGGAAGAUGGUCAUUUCCGAGACAAAGUAGUGCACCUGCUAAAGUUCGACGAACCUCGUAAGAGACUCUCGUGGACCAAAUCAAAUGGUCGUCUCAGUCACCUUCCAAUGACGGGAAGUGAGAGUUACACGGAGGACGCGUUGUUAAACGUAAACGAGAAGGUUGUCAUAGUCUCUGGUGCACCAGGUAUGGGAAAGAGUAUGCUGGCAUCUCGGUUGUGCACAGAGUUAAAAAGUCAAGACAAGAAGAGGUGGGUGCUCUACGUCGACCUUCCUCAGAGAAUGGCAGUCUGGGAUAUCUGGCGGAUCUGUGCGAAGUACAAAAAGAUGGGUUGGAGUUUGUCUUGUUCGAGGAAACCUUGAACAAUGAAAGCACUUUCGAAGUUGCUCUCAUCUUAGAUGCGUUCGACGAAAUCAACGAGAAAUGUCGCAAGUGCGUGCUGGAUCUUAUACUGUUUGUGGCUAAGACCAAAGUGUACAAGAUAUACGUUUUUACUCGCAC